Messenger RNA from Iphiclides podalirius (scarce swallowtail), 732 nucleotides. NCBI's taxonomy places the organism in Eukaryota, Metazoa, Arthropoda, Insecta, Lepidoptera, Papilionidae. The record is from the annotation of a GenBank genome assembly.
AUGACCGUAGACAGAGCCGGUCGGCCACCGGCGCCACGACGCGCCUCGUCCACUUACAGGAGCUACGACGAGCUCGGAGUGAUAGACCGCGGGAGGCCGCUGAGGUACAGACACGGCGGAAUCGAGGACCUGACUGGCCUCGAACAGCCCAGAGCUUACAGGACGUACGACCCUCAGGACCUUGAUAACAUAACGGUGAUCAGCUCCGAGGAGAUUCCAAAGCCCAAACGAAAGACGAUGGAGGGCCUGACUAGUGGCUUCAAAAGAACGUUCUCCGUGAGAAGCAGGCGCGACGAGCCAGAGGCCAUUCCGAUGGAGAGCUUCAACGGGACGGGUGAGGAGACGUUCGCCACUGUGAGGGGCGCGCCGUUCGGGCGGCGUAGGUCCCUCUCUCGCGACAGGGGUUUCUCCCUGCUCGCUAGAAGCUCGUCGGAGGGCGAUGUGAGGAUGAAUCUGCCGCGCGCCCCGCCCGCCAACCCCACGCCGCGCCUGCACCGCUGCCUGCGCGCCCUCGGCGGCAGCUGGAAGAACCUGCUAUUACGUGAGUCACCAGGACUUGUCGCCUUAAUAACAAAUAACUCCAUAAUCCAAGGCCAUCGACCCCUUAACACGCUAUCGGGCACACUCCGCUUAACUCAACUAAUUAGCUCUCGAAACAAAUGCGUAAACGUUGCUCACAGCCGCCAGGAAUCCGGUUACGCGUUUUCGUUGCUCUUCCGUUUAAAUGGCAGU